AUGCCUCGAGGACGCGGAAGAUCUAAAACCAACCGUGGCGGUCGCAAGUCUCAACGAAAUCGUCGUACUCCAGCUCGCUUCCAAAAUGUUGAGACUAUAGACGUAACUGACUCACCGCCGCAAGAAUCGUCAGCACGCAAUGGAGAUCCCACUGUACUAGUACAGUCAACGAACCCCCCCAGCGAUGUCAUCACAGUUAGCAGAAGCGAACUCGCAGAUCUCGUUCGUAGCCUACAACAGCAAGGAAACUCUGCCCCAGUUGUAGAGAAAGCUCUUUCACUGGCACCAGAAGGAUCAACUGUUAUAUACUGUGGAGUAGGUAACAGAGAUUUUUGGAAAGAUCAAAGCAAUGAUUUCAGAAAACAUCCUCAAUUCAAAGUAACUGGUGUACCAACAUUGCUGCAAAUAGGCACACCAAAACGACUGGUGGAAGAACAGUUGAUGAAAGAAGAUCUCCUACAGAUGUUUUUUGAAGAAUAGAAAUAAACAAUUGCCUAUAAUUAAUUUUAUUUUAGAAAAUUAUGUAUUUCCAUGCCAACUGUACUCAUCAGCAUACAUCUAAUUUGUCAUAUAAUCUAAAGGAUAACAAGCACAAUGAUUAUUGUAGCAGUGACAAUGACAUUUCACUGGAACCGCAGUGUUAUUUCACUCGGGUCCUUAAGGCAAACACAAUGUCAUUUCACUUUGGACUUUAAGAAAAGUUUAUACCUGGGAAUGCUGUUAAAAUCAUAAAAUUUUAGUAGCAUAUUAUACAUUUUGUGAAUGAUGAUUGUAAAUGUAAUUUCAGCACUGACACAUGGCAUUUGAUUUUGUAUCUGCUGGUUUCCAAUGACAUGAACUGGUGUGCUAUUAAUGUUGCUUUGACAUUGGCUUCAGUACCAUCAGAUUUGUUCAUUUCAUGGUGACAAUGUUUGAUAAUAUAUGUUAUUUUGAGAUUGGUUCAUGGUGAUUUCAUGACAAUAAAAUAUUGCAUUAUUGGCUUUGUUAGCUCCAUGUGAAU
Saccoglossus kowalevskii is the source of this 1000-nucleotide messenger RNA. RefSeq lists its product as uncharacterized. NCBI's taxonomy places the organism in Eukaryota, Metazoa, Hemichordata, Enteropneusta, Harrimaniidae. The record is from RefSeq and is a predicted model, not a curated record.